This is a messenger RNA of Macrosteles quadrilineatus (aster leafhopper), 910 nucleotides long. RefSeq names its product eukaryotic translation initiation factor 4E type 2-like. Gene Ontology annotation, molecular function: RNA 7-methylguanosine cap binding; translation initiation factor activity. The transcript is spliced from 6 exons. Gene Ontology annotation, cellular component: eukaryotic translation initiation factor 4F complex; cytoplasm. Gene Ontology annotation, biological process: translational initiation. The record is from RefSeq and is a predicted model, not a curated record. Lineage: Eukaryota; Metazoa; Arthropoda; Insecta; Hemiptera; Cicadellidae. The coding region runs from base 161 to 841 and encodes 226 amino acids.
GUUUGAGGAGCUGUCUAGUGUCUGUGAAGCCUGAAACUGAACGUCUUGUUUUGUUUGUUAUUCUCUUUAGACUAAUAAUUAUUUAUCUAAUUUAUAGUAACUCUGUGUCAUUUAUUCCACGUAUACCUUGAUUGAUAUUUCUAUAUUAUAUUAUUUUAAGAUGACCAAUAAAUACGAUGCAUUAAAAAACAGUGAUGACAUUGACAGCGGUGAAGAUGGAGAGAACGGAUCAAGAGAUCAGUGUGCAGAUAAAAUCGCUCAACUUCCGCCUCUAGAAAUCCCACCGCUUCAUCAUAAACUUCAGUACCAGUACUGGUUGUGGUUCAGUAAAAGAAAUCCAGGAAAAGCAUAUCAGCCUUACGAUCAGAAUCUCAAACUGAUCGGCCAGUUUGGAUCCGUAGAGCAAUUUUGGGCCUUGUACUGUCACCUAAUGAGGCCCUCUGAAUUUUCCAGUCACUGUGAUUUUCAUCUUUUCAAAACAGGGAUCAAGCCAAUGUGGGAGGAUAAAGCGAAUAAGAAUGGAGGCAAAUGGAUCGUAAGAUUGAGAAAGGGACUUGCCUCCCGAUGUUGGGAGAAUCUCAUAUUGGCCAUGCUGGGUGAGCAGUUCAUGGUGGGGGAAGAGAUCUGUGGAGCCGUCGUGUCAAUACGCUAUCAGGAGGAUUCAAUAUCCGUGUGGAACAAGACAGCCACAGACCAAGCAACGAGAAAUCGGAUCGGGGAGACACUGAAGAGAGUGCUCAAUAGUCCUCCGAACCUACAACUCGAUUAUAAAUCUCACAACGAUAGUCUAAAAGGAUGGACCAGGGUGCCCCAAAAUGCAGCUGCUGUGCCAAAGAUAUGACAGAUGUCUUUCACUCGAUGAACUGUUCUGUCAAUGUAUAAAGUUAUAUAAAGUUUUUUUUAUUUGAAA